UAAAUCUCUCCGCUCCUCCCUCAGUCUCAGUGACAAGCCCGCAGAGCCUCUUUAACGCAUCCAGUGGAAAUGACAAACCAGAGGCGCUCCGCGGGGCCAGCAUGUCAAAUAAUAACAAUAAUCAUCAUGGGCUUUAGCGACGGCGACUCAUCCCAAACUCACACCCUCGGACACUAACGAGGCAUCUCUGGUCCCGUGUUUGCGGGUCUGCGGACGCCUCAAAGUUGGAGCGGGCUCGCCAAAUGGACGUCGAUGGACUGGAAUGAAACCUCCACUUCUGUCGGACUGAAGGAAGGAGGGAAAGAAACCUCUGCAUGUUCAAGUUUCCUGCUUCAACCAGAGGGGCAUCGCUGCGUGCUUGUUGGAUGUGUGUGUUGGGUGCGUGUGUGUGCGCGCCCGCAGGACCAGCAGCAGCAGCAGCAGCAGGAGGAGCAGGAGGAGCAGCGGCGGCGGCGGCGGUGGUGGAGGUGGUGGUGGCCGCGGGAAGGGAAGUUUAGCGCCGUGAUUUGUCGUCUCGUUCCCCUCUAUCCUGUUGUGUUGUUUCUCAUGUCACACCGGGGGACAGGCGGAUUAACGUUUCCCUGAUGAAAAUUAAUCAUCUGUGGAGAGACUCUGUGAUCGUGACUAUGAUGAUGAUGUCGAGUAAGAGCGUGGAGUGGCUGCAGGAGGAGCUGGAGUCCGGGGCCAGCUCUCUGCUGCUGCUGGACUGCAGACCCCAUGAGCUGUACGAGUCCUCGCACAUCGAGUCGGCCAUCAACCUGGCCAUCCCGGGCCUCAUGCUCCGGAGGCUGAAGAAGGGCAACCUCCCCAUCCGCUCCAUCAUCCCCAACAACGAGGACAAGGAGAAAUUUGUGAAGCGGUGCAAGACGGACGUGGUGGUGCUGUACGACGAGGCGACCUCGGAGCGGCAGGAGUCCGGGCUGGGGAGCUCCGUGCUGGGGCUGCUGCUGCAGAAACUGCGGGACGACGGGUGCAAGGCUUUCUACCUGGAGGGGGGCUUCAACAAGUUCCAGUCGGAGUACCCCGAGCACUGCGAGACCAACUUGGACUGCUCGUGUCCCAGCAGCUCCCCGCCGGCCUCCGUCCUGGGCCUGGGGGGACUCCGCAUCAGCUCUGACUGUUCAGACGGGGAAUCUGACCGCGAGCCGGGCAGCGCCACGGAGUCGGAGGGCAGCCCGCUCCCCAACAACCAGCCAGCGUUUCCCGUCCAGAUUCUGCCGUACCUUUACCUGGGCUGUGCCAAAGACUCCACCAACCUGGAUGUGCUCAGCAAGUACAACAUCAAGUACAUCCUCAACGUGACGCCCAACCUGCCCAACAUGUUCGAACACGAAGGCGACUUCAAGUACAAACAGAUCCCCAUCUCUGAUCACUGGAGCCAGAACCUCUCGCAGUUUUUCCCUGAGGCCAUUUCAUUCAUUGACGAGGCACGCUCAAAAAAGUGCGGCAUCCUGGUGCACUGUCUGGCUGGGAUCAGCCGCUCCGUGACGGUGACGGUGGCCUACCUGAUGCAGAAGCUCAACCUGUCUCUCAACGACGCGUACGACUUCGUCAAGCGGAAAAAGUCGAACAUUUCCCCAAACUUCAACUUCAUGGGCCAGCUGCUGGACUUUGAGCGGACGCUGGGCCUCAACAGCCCCUGCGACAACCACUCCACCUCCCCGACGCACGACCAGCUCUUCUUCACCACCCCGACCAAUCACAAUGUGUUUCAACUGGACACGCUGGAGUCCACAUGAAAAUUACAGGGGGGACUGUCCCUUUUUUUUGGCAGGGUUAAAGGUGAUGUUGUUACACUGGUAACAAGAGGCUGCGCUGGAGGAAAGCAGCCGGUUUUAAUGAAUGUUUUAGCCUCCAGAGGCUCGUUGUCUGAGAGCCUGGCCACGGAGCAGCGUCGUAGGGACAGGGGAGGUCACACAUGCCAAGUUAAACAGGGGACGGGGUGCUUUUUAACCCAGAGGGGUGACUAACAAGUGGGUUUACGAUGGCGUAACCUCCUCGGGAGCUGAUUGAAAUGGAGGGGAGGAAGAGCCCCGAUCGACUCGUCUUGUCGCGGGAGAUUUAACUUACUGAGAAACUGAGCGAAGGACACAGCAGGACCGACAGCUUCAUACAAAGAUAGGAAAAACCUACAGCGCUCGACUUACGAGACAAUGACAUCCUCUCUGUCUUUCUGUCUCGGCCCUCCAGCCGGGCUGACUGGUGCCAAGUGGAGAAUCUGGGAUUUACUUGUAGGAAAUCUCGCUCUACAGAAUGUAGAGUUUUACAAACCAAGGAAUUAACACACACACACACGCACACACGCAUAAACAAAGUAUGUAUGUUUGUACUGUAUGUACUGUAUGUAUGUUAACAUACAUAGCAGAAAAUGUAUGGGCAGUCCUUAACAAAUUCAGUAUGUCUAUAUGCAUUUUUGUAUAUUUUUGUGUACAUUUACGCACAAAUCUAUACCUUAUAUAAAUAUAUACGCAUAGAAAUCUUAUCUAUCCAAUCCAACAAUGGCUUAAGAGAUUGUAAAACUAAAGAAGGGGAAUGGGUGUGGCGACGCCAACAAAGAGGAACGUUGUUGUGAUAUUCCUAGUUGUCUUUUUUUUUCUUUUCUUUUCUUUUUUUGUAGUUUCGUUUUUCUUUUAGGUUCGUAAUGACCUAAUGCAGUUUGCACAGUGGUGUAGCCAUUGACUUGUUGGCACUUGAAGCCGGUGCUGGAAGCAGGCAGAUAAAGAGACAUUCAGAGACGAGGAGCGGUGAGGAGAGGCCAGUCCCAGGCUGCGACGAGUCCCGACAGCUGCACAGUAGAGUGGGGAGGGAGCAGGAACUGGCCCCCGAGCCCAGGAUGAGGUUCAGGGGUUAGACGGGGGUGAGAUAGGGGCAGAGACGGGCAGCGGGUAAGAGUCGGGCAUGGGGGGGUUGGGUAAGGGUGAAGAUACUAGAUUUGACAUUUGGCCAACUGUUUCAAUCCAGUUCCUACUUCCUCCCCCGUAUGACUGUUCAUCCAGUUGCCUUACAAGAAGCACCAGUUGUUUCCACCAGCUGUUUUGAUUAGUUUAAUUUCAGUUCCAAACUAAACUACUGAACUUCCUUAGUUAUUUCAUCACAGCAUAUUGUCCAACCAGUAUGUGUUGCCAAACUGGUUUCUCACAGCUCUGACGUUUGUACUCUGAGACUGAAAAGCUAGGUUGUUUGGGGAUGCUAAGGCAGCGUAAA
This is a messenger RNA of Centropristis striata (black sea bass), 3204 nucleotides long. It is a transcript of the gene dusp7, whose product is annotated as dual specificity phosphatase 7. Lineage: Eukaryota; Metazoa; Chordata; Actinopteri; Perciformes; Serranidae. Gene Ontology annotation, molecular function: protein tyrosine/threonine phosphatase activity; MAP kinase tyrosine/serine/threonine phosphatase activity. The record is from RefSeq and is a predicted model, not a curated record. Bases 585 to 1739 code for a protein of 384 amino acids. Gene Ontology annotation, biological process: negative regulation of MAPK cascade; protein dephosphorylation. Gene Ontology annotation, cellular component: cytoplasm; cytosol. The transcript is spliced from 3 exons.